GUUUAGAAAAAGUGCUCAUAGUUGUUGCAUUUAAGGCAAUGGAAAUUACCUGUACAAUUCUACCUGUGGAACGUAAAGUUUCUUUGAAAGUAGAUUCUUGUCAGUAUAAUGAAGCUCAAGAAAAAAUAGCAACCCUCGUAGGUGUUCUCCCGCAAAGUCUUUCUCUCCUAGGUCGAAGUCCAGAACAUGGCUCCUUUUUCCCCCUUGGCAGCUUGUUUCAGGAUUCAGAAAUUUAUGCGUUAGUUAGAUGUCGAGGUGGCGUGAAAGGGGGGUUUAAGAAGCAAUUAGAAAAAAAAGGACGCGAAUUUGCGCGCGCUAAAAUAAAAGUUACCAAAAAAAAGUCAAAGCCUCACGAACCAAAAGAAAUUCGACCUCAGGAAGUAAAAGUAGAUAAACCAGCAAAUGAACCUCCGGAAAAUACUCAAAUCGAGUUGUAUAUCAGCUAUGCGCGUCGUUUAGUAAAUCAAGGCGUCACUAUAGCGUUGCAGAAAGCAAUUGAGAAGCAGUGAGCCUUCAAUUGAUAAUUUA
Molecule: messenger RNA, 528 nt
Organism: Phytomonas sp. EM1
Lineage: Eukaryota; Euglenozoa; Kinetoplastea; Trypanosomatida; Trypanosomatidae
Source: the annotation of a GenBank genome assembly